Messenger RNA from Chilo suppressalis (striped riceborer), 743 nucleotides. Lineage: Eukaryota; Metazoa; Arthropoda; Insecta; Lepidoptera; Crambidae. The record is from the annotation of a GenBank genome assembly.
CUACGCUACUGGUACGAUAGUCGCAUUGCUUCAAGUUGUGAACACCAGUCUGUGGUAAAUAAAUGGAAGCACUGAGCAAUAUUUAUUAGUAGAAGGUAUAAUAAUAAACCCAUUAAUUUAUCUUGUGCAAGUUGAUUUUGAAAGUUUCAUUAAUUGUGCACUUGCCAGUAGCAAUGUUUAGGCAAUAUUUAUUUCGACCGCCAUGGUCCGUUCUUAUAAUUAGAAGGAACUUGUGCAAUAAAAUAUCGCCGGAUGAAGCUAAAGGUUCUUCAAUGUCUUCUUUAGCAAACCGAUACAAACCUUCGGAACUACAGAAGUAUAUUUUGGUGUGGACAAAAAAAUUCAAAAGCAGGGAUGAGAUCCCUAAAUACGUAUCAGCUGAUCUAAUUGAUCGAGCCCGAAGUGAAGCUAGAAUAAAAUUGGCCAAUAUACUAAUGCUCCUAACAGCACUGGCUAGUUUUGGAGCAAUUAUGGCUGGAAAAGCUGCAGCUAAAAGGGGAGAAUCGGUUCAUCAAAUGAAUCUAGAUUGGCAUAAAAAAUAUCAAGAAGAUUAUAAGAAAAAAGAGGAAGCAGCAGCAGCUGCUUCUACUAAAUAGCAACAAUAGACAAAAGUUAAUGUAAAGAUAGAAUUUUAUACUAUUUGCAUUGCAUAAAUUUCCUUCAUGAAUAUAUAAUAUAUAUGUAGUAAGUGAUAGAUGUAAAUAAAGCUUGUUGAAUUUCAUAAUAAAUUAUUUCUAAAGCAG